AUGGCGGCUUCGUCGACGCAUGAUGGCGGCGUUGCUGAAGCGGCCCAGUCCCAAGUCGUCGAGCGCCUCGUCAAGAUGCUCGACCAAGUGGAGAAGCGCGUCGAGCUUCUGCGAGAGCAUGCCGCGUCCAUAGAGCAGGAGCGGCGGGGGCUCGUCGACACCCUGAGCUCGGUGGCCAACAGCCAAGAGCUCGCUUCGCUCACGCCGGAGCUCCGCGAAGAAGUGAGCCUGACGGUCGAGCGGCUGCAGACACGUGUCAAGUCGGUAGACGUGUCGGUGACCACGCCACGCAGCGAAGAGCAGGAGACUGCGCUCGGGCAAAUCGAGCAGUACGUCACCAACCUCGUGCUUCGCAUGACCUCUGACCCCAAGGGUGCCAGGACUCAAUGCAAGGCGUACCUGAAUGCCUGCUCGACAGAUGCAGCUGGCCCAGUCGACCAGAAGUUUCAGGCAGCCAUCUUGGGAUGCACAGCCGACGACCAGAAGAAGACACGCCGUCGCCUUGAAGCUAUCCAGGCGGCUCUGCCGCGUCGGAGCUGAUGUCGUACACCGCCGGUGUAAUAAUUCCCUUCGGCACAGUGUGCGCUUGUGCCUUUGCUACACAGGACAGCAUCAUACCCAAGAACGCUUGUAAAGCAGCGCUAAGCACAAGGGAACCCGAUCGCUGGAAUAUGGUACACUAGACACGUGUAAAUUGAUAAGGCGCAGAAAUUGUCUCGCAAUUUGAGGACAGCAAAUUUUUGUUUCAUGGAUUGUGCACACUGAGGUUUAUGUUGUGCAGUGGCAUUUGAAAAAAAAAAUCUGACCGCCCCCUACCUAUUAUGUGUUGCAUAUCCAUACGCAAAAUUAAGGAUAAGUACGGACUGCGCAGGUUGGCUAAAAUAAUAUCUGGUAGUGUUUUAUAAUUAGUGAACGUUAUUGUGGUGUAAAUAUGCAAUA
Dermacentor silvarum is the source of this 939-nucleotide messenger RNA. Its product is annotated as BAG family molecular chaperone regulator 2. Gene Ontology annotation, molecular function: adenyl-nucleotide exchange factor activity; protein-folding chaperone binding. Gene Ontology annotation, biological process: protein stabilization. The coding region runs from base 1 to 540 and encodes 179 amino acids. The transcript has 3 exons. The record is from RefSeq and is a predicted model, not a curated record. Lineage: Eukaryota; Metazoa; Arthropoda; Arachnida; Ixodida; Ixodidae.